Molecule: messenger RNA, 1314 nt
Organism: Jatropha curcas
Lineage: Eukaryota; Viridiplantae; Streptophyta; Magnoliopsida; Malpighiales; Euphorbiaceae
Source: RefSeq, a predicted model, not a curated record
GGCUGGAUCCAGCCCUAUAAGUACUAAUUAAUCUUGGUGUGGGCCUUACUGGUUGGCCCAUGUAAAUAUCUCUAGUAAAGUUCACCAAUUCCCCUCCGUAUCGUAUGCACCAGCAGCAACGAUACCGUUUUGAGCACCAGUUAUUGGACAGUUCUUCGAUGGCUCUCUCCACGCUGUCUCGAAAAUGGAGAUGGAAGCCACCUUUCGUUACCUUGAGGGAAGCUUCAAUUCUGGAAACUGUACUGGGAACUCAUGGAUUUCGAUCAGUUGCUGCCCUAGAAGCAAUAGCGAAAGCAAGAGAAGAGAAGGUCCCAAACAUGGUCUUGUACAACUACCCUUCUUUCUCCGGAGCUUUUUCUGCUGCAUUUGCUCGUAUCUUCCACUCUCGCCUCAAUCUUCCUUCCCUCAUCUUGCCUUUUUCUUCCAUUGAGCCUCUCAGGAUUGGAGAUUUAAACUUUGAAGGACUUGAAAGAUGUUACUUGCUUGAUUUUCUUGGCCCCCCUGGAUUUGCUUCCAGUCUUGCACGACAAUCAAUGUGCGAGGUAAUAGGUUUCGAUCACCGAAAAUCAGUACUUUCAAAAAUUCCAUCUACUGAAGACUGUGAACAGAAAAUUACAUUUUAUGUUGAUAUUGAGAAGAGUAGCUCUACAGCUGUAUAUGAAUAUUUUUCUAACGAACUUGUGGAUAUGAAAUCUUCACAUGGGGAAGUUGCCAGAUUAUUAAACCCAGAAGAACAAGUGCAGAUUGAAGAUGUUCUUGAGCACAUUGAAGAUGUAGAUCUUCGGCGAUGGAGUCUGCCAGACAUUGGAGCAUUUAAUAUGGGACUAAGUGAAUGGCGCUCAAAGAUAAAUUGUGUUACUAACCCACAUAUGUUUGAAAAGUUACUGGAGAUAAGUUCCUCCGAUUUAAUCGCCAAGGGAAAUUCUUAUUUUUCCUCUCGUCAGAGUUCUGCAAGCAAGUUGCUGGAUAAAGCUUUUAAAGUUCGACUGGGUAGAGGAUUUUAUGGGGAGUGCCUGGGAGUUAGAGCAGAUGGCUAUUCCAACUUAGCUGAUGAAAUUGGCAGGCAGCUUAGCGUAAAAAGUGCUGCAGCUGGUCUAAGAGUAUACGUCAAUUUUAUCAGGCCCAUAGGAGUUGUUAUCUACAUGCAACGAAAUAAUCUUAAAAUGUGCUUGAGGAGUGCAGAUACUGCUACUGAUACCUCAGAAAUUGCAAAGGCAUAUGGUGGAGGUGGCUCACUGAGUUCCAGCUCCUUCAUCAUACGGAUGGAUGAGUACAAUCAGUGGCUCUCAAAUAAACUAUCAUGAUUAGAUCAAG